Daphnia pulicaria is the source of this 1572-nucleotide messenger RNA. RefSeq lists its product as uncharacterized. The coding region runs from base 91 to 1332 and encodes 413 amino acids. The record is from RefSeq and is a predicted model, not a curated record. The transcript is spliced from 4 exons. NCBI's taxonomy places the organism in Eukaryota, Metazoa, Arthropoda, Branchiopoda, Diplostraca, Daphniidae.
GACAAGUUUCAUGCAUCGUCUCAUUAAAGAGGCGUGAUUGUUCGACCCAAGUAUAGGUCAAUCUUUUGUUACUCUGUUAUAUCUUUCAAAAUGAACUCCGGAUUUUUAAAAAGCCCAAAGUCUUCGAAAAAGAACAUGAAUAACUCGAGAUUGAAACUUGACUCGCCCAAGUCAGUGAUGAAACCAAAACUUCAAGAGGGCGGCAAAACGAAUGGAAAAGAAAAAACGAACAACACUAACAGCUUUCAUCUCACAGUCUCCGAGAAGAGCCAUGCACUGAAAAUCAAGAUUGGCGGUGCCAGUGAACGAGUCGACAGUGAUUCCAUAAUCAAGCGACCUUUAGUGGACCGCCAACGUUUGUCUAGCAUUCAGUCGCACAGGUACAAACCGUACGAAAGAUUGAGGCGAGACUACCAUUCAAUUUCUCAUCCCACUACUCCGACUUCGGGCGUGUCGGAAGGAAAUUCGUUUUGUAAUAAAAAUUUGAAUCGUGGUUCUCCACCAAGAUCGCGAGGCGUCAUUCCAACCCCUAUUAGUAAAGGUGGUUCGCUUAGUCCCGCAGCCAUCCUUAUGCCACCGCCUUCGAGACCUUCUUCGCCGAUUCUCUCAGCAGCAGGAAGGAGGACUUUUACUCAGAGACCAAAAUCUACAUCAACUCCCCUUCAAUCCUCUUCAUUCACUAAUCAAAAGAAAAUUUACCCUUUGGCAGGCAAAGAAGUGCUAAAUGCUACCCUUCAAGUGGUGGGUUCGGUCGGAGUUUCAAUUGAAACACAAAUUGGCCGGCUAAAUCCUACCGCAAUCAACAGGGGAAGCAGCAGGGACAGUCUUGUUGCUGGAACGCAAAAAUUGUCUCAGCAACAAGACCUUAAUCUCAGCACAGCAAGCUGUCUUUCCGUUAUUAGAGCCAGGCAAAGUGUUUCGAAAAAGAGAGCAAAGGAUCAACUAUAUCAUCAUUUAAAUGAAGUCGUUGAUGUACAGGAAAUCCUUUAUUCUUUAAGCACUGAAAGCCAAGCACGUAAAGAUUUUCUUGAUGGUGAAAGAGGUGCUCCUCGCCUUGCUACGGCAGACGUCAAUGCAAUUGAAACCAUUCAUCGUUUAACUUCUUUCAAACGUCCGAAGACAGUGAGUGAGUUCCUUUUGAAUCAGGAAGCCUCUCAACAACAGGCGUCCAAGCAUUUUAAAUUGUUAAUGGAAGGCCGCGAUGAAAUCCCCGAUGGCGCCAACGUCUCUUACUUGGAAUCCAAAUUGAUCAUCCAGCGGGUUCAAAGUAGUGGCUACUUUCAACUGAAGCGAAAUAUUAAUGCUAACGUGAAACUGGAAACUGAAAAAUGAAAUAAGUUUUUUUUUCUUUUUACAUUUUGAAACAUUUUACUCAAUAUUUGAAUUGUUUCGUUUUUAAGUUUGUUUUUCAAUUUUUGUUCCAUUCAUUAACCAAGAAUUACUUUUUAAAACAGCGUAUGUAUACGUGUGUAAUGUGUUAGUGUCACAUCCGUUGCGUGUGAAAAUAAUCUAUGCAUUACUAGUACUAGCUUGUGUGCGGUAAUAUAGAAAAAUACAUUGACCAAAUCUGAA